Messenger RNA from Notechis scutatus (mainland tiger snake), 13203 nucleotides. The record is from RefSeq and is a predicted model, not a curated record. NCBI's taxonomy places the organism in Eukaryota, Metazoa, Chordata, Lepidosauria, Squamata, Elapidae.
AUGGAGGACGAGGAAGACGAGACAGUGCAGGAAAAAAGUUUCGCUGAAGACGAGCGGGUGCAGUUCGUUGGCCUUCGCCUGGCCCAUUUGUUAAGGCUCAAAGAAGACAGAUGGAGCAAGUUUCUGGAAGAAGAACAGAAUCAAAAGCUCGUGGCGGACUUUUUAGAGAGUAACCACCCGGCUUUCUUGGCCUUCUACUUCUCUGUGGCCGGAGAAUUGGCUAUGGAGACAAAGAUACCAAGUGUAAUAAAACAUAAACUUGUAUGUGUUAUGAAGACUGCAAAUUGCAUUGGAACAGAAAACUACAAAGAAGACCUCAAAUUGUUAGAACUAUCCGGGAUACCCUUGGAGCAUGUAAUUGUGUUCUUAGAGAAGGUUGUAGGUCCUGUUUUUUCCAGUAAGAAAAAUAAUGGAUCUUGGCCACAUGUUAUUUCCCAGGAUAUGGAGCGGCAUAUAGAGAUAAUUAAAAAUAAGACCUAUGUUAUGAAUGGAAUUGUGUCUGGGAAAAUUCUCCUUCCUCUUCCAACAAUUGCAACAAAGACCGAUUUGCAGGAUAUGUGCACUGAAAAUAAGCAGAAUUCUCAGACAAGGUCAGCACUUCAUGAAAUAGAAUCAAUGGUUAUCAAGUGGUCACGUCAGAUAAAAGACAUUUUGGAAAGGAAUACAGCUCAAUCGUCUUUUAACCAGGUUCACCCAGAUCCUCAGAGUGAACUUAAGUUUUGGAAAGAAAGAAAAGACAAUCUCUUGUGUAUAUAUGAUCAGCUUAAGAGCCCUAUUAUCCAAAAAUUGAUUGGAAUCUUAAAAACCAAGAAGAGCAGUUAUUAUCCAGCUUUUCAGGAUAUUUAUAAGGAUGUAGAAAAUGCACUUAUUGAAGCCCAAGAUAUUGAAUUAUAUCUUAAAACUUUAGAAAGUCAUAUUCAAUUUUUUCAAGAGACCGAAUUUCCAGGGAUACAUAUUUUGAUUCGUCCUCUGUUUCAUACCAUCUGCCUAAUCUGGAGUAAUUCCAAAUUUUACAACAUGCCAGCACGAAUCAUAUCUCUACUGCAGGAAUUCUGCAAUCUGUUCAUUCAUCAGGCUACAUUGUAUCUUUCUCCAGAAGAUAUUAUGAAAAGGGAAGCAGAAGAAACUUUGGAACAAGUACAAAGUGCUCUUAAUACUUUAAGAAGUUUUAAGGAUGCCUUUUUUAAUGAAAGAAAACAAAUGGCAACUUAUUUCACUAGCAGUCAAGAAGUUAGAUUUUGGGAUUUUCAACCACAGAUGGUAUUUUCCAGAUUUGACAUGUUUUUAAAUCGCCUGGAGAAAAUAGAGAAUAUUUUUGUUACUAUGCUUGAGUUUGAAAAGUUGGAGAAACUGGAAUUUGGUGGAAUCAAAGGAAAAUGUUUAAAUGCUCACAUAAGCAAAUUGAAUGAAGAAUUUAUUGAGUUUUGUAACACUUUUAAAGAGAAAACAUAUGAUCCUUUAGACUACAACAAUAUGGAAUUUGAAGAAGACUACUCUGAUUUUAAACACAAAAAUUUGGAAUUUGAAAGGCGUCUUGGAGCAAUUUUUUGUGUGGCAUUUCUUGAUUGUUCAGGUUUGGAGUCAGCAUUUAAGCUUAUAACCAUUCUUGGAUCUUUUCUGGAGAAACCAAUUAUUGUAGAAAUGUUCAGCGCAAAUUAUAAGAUCUUGCUACAGAUGUUUGAUGAAGAGUUGAGAAAUUGUAAAUACUUGUAUGAUGAACACAUUAAACAGGAGGAAGAGGGGAAUGAAAUCAUAAACAAAAACAUGUCAUCUACUUCAGGAAACCUUAAAUGGUCUCAAGAAAUUAAAGCCCGCAUAUUGUCAUUUUGGUCAAACUUCUCAUUUGUUCCCCAACAAAUCCUGGAAAAUUCUGAAGCUGCUGUAAUUUAUCAGAAAUAUAUAGAAAUACUGAAAUUAUUUGACCAAUAUGAAGAGCAGAUCUAUUUUAAAUGGAAAUCCAAGGUGGAUGAUAUUUGUCUGUUUAAUUUAGAUCAACCUUUGAUUAAGCGAAAUGGUAAAGAUGGUCUCCUUAGUGUGAAUUUUGAUCCUAAGCUCGUAGCUAUUUUAAGAGAUGUGAAAUAUCUCUUGCUUAUGGAUCAGCCCAAUAUUCCAAGUUCGGCAUUAGAGUUAUACAAGAAAAAGGGGAUAUUUGCUAAGUAUACAGGAAAUCUUGAACUUGUAGUCCAAUGGUACAACAAAGUUAAACAGACUGUUUUAGAGGUAGAAUACCCUCUGGUUGAAAAAGAGCUGAUAGCUGCUGAUAACCUGCUAAAAGAAGCAGAAGAAAAACUUACCUGGCAGAAAGAAAAUUGCUGGGAAUAUAUUGAGUGUAUAAAAGCCAAAGUUCAUGAUUUGGAACAUAGACUUCAAAAGUCAAAGGACAAUAUUAAGACUAUCCAACAAAUUAUGAAUUAUUGGAUGGAGCAGCCUUUCUUUUCUAGAAAAGAUAACAGAAAAGAAGCUUUGUUAAAUCUAGAAGACAAAGAAGACAAAGUUGCUAAAAAAUUCAUAUCAUUCCAAGAAGAUGGUUGCAGGAUGCAUAAACUUGUAGAGGAAAACUUAAAGCUCUUUAAAGCUGACCCGGAUUCAGAUUCUUGGAAGAUUUACCUGGAGUUUGUUGAUGACAUCAUUGCUGAUGGCUUUUUUAAUGCCAUAAUGUAUAAUUUAAACUUCUUUUUGGAAAACACAGAGCAAGUUUUAAAGCCAGCACCAUUAUUUCAAGUUCAGAUGAUCCUAAGUGCUGUAGAAAUUGAAUUUAGACCUUCACUGGACAAAGAAGCUGGUGAUGGCUUUUAUGAUUUAAUAGAUGAUCUUUUAAGCAAUAUUUUCAAAAUAUCUGCUCAGGUGAAAAGAAUGGCAUCACACCUUGAAAUACAGCAUUACCAGAAUGAUAUGGGUGAGAUAUCAGAGCUAUACAGUACCAGGGAAAAACUUAUGAACAGAGUGGCAGAUGUUACUACUGAAGCCAUGAACUUCAAAAACUCCCUCGACUGUUACGCAUAUCUCUGGGUAGAUGACAGAUCAGAAUUUAUGAAACAAUUUCUCUUCUAUGGACAUGUAUGGACUGAAGAAAGAGAGAUAAUUACAGAUGUUGACACAUCUGAUCAACACCCAACUGCUGAGCUGUUUAAAGAACAGAUUGACAUAUAUGAGAAUCUUUACAUUCAGAUGAGCAAAUUUGAAGAUUUCAGAAUUUUUGAAGGCUGGCUUAAAGUGGACUUGAAACCUUUCAAACAUAGUUUGCUAAAUGUUAUUAAGAAAUGGAGCUGGAUGUUCAAAGAAUACCUUGUGAAAUUUGUCACUGAUAGCCUAGCUGACCUAGAAGAGUUCAUUAAAAUGACAAACUUUGGACUCCAAAAACAGUUGUCAGAAAUAGACUAUAAUGGACUCAUAGACAUUAUGUUUCACCUCUUGGCUGUCAGGGAUAGACAGUCAGCUACUGAUGGCCUUUUUGAACCUCUAAAGGAUACCAUUGUACUCUUGGAAAACUAUGGGCAGAAGAUGCCAGAUCAUAUUUACGUUCAAGUAGAGGAACUGCCUGAAAAAUGGAAUGCCACCAAAAAACUUGCUGUGUCUGUAAAGCACGAAGUGGUUCCUUUUUUGACUUCUGAGGUCACUAUUCUCAGAAAAAAAUGUGCUGCUUUUGAUGGAAAGCAGAUAGGAUUCAGAGAAAGAUUUAGAGCAGAUGCUCCUUUUCAUUUUGAUGCCCAAAACCCAUAUGCACUUCUUGAUAAGGCAAAUCAGGAACUAGAAAGAAUGGAAGAAGAAAUGUUGCACCUACAUGAAACUGCCAACCUUUUUGAAGUGACUAUUCCAGAGUAUAAACAAAUAAAAGAAUGUCGCAAAGAAAUAAAGUUGCUGAAAGGAGUGUGGGAUAUUAAUAUUUAUGUCACAAGCAGCAUUGACAACUGGACCAAAAGGCAUUGGAGAGAGAUUAGUAUGGAACAGAUGGAGGUUGAACUCAGAAGAUUUGCAAAAGAGAUAUGGUCCCUGGAUAAAGAGGUUCGUUCCUGGAAUGUAUAUACAAGCCUAGAAUUAACUAUUAAGAACCUUUUGACAUCACUGAGAGUUGUAAUAGAAUUGCAGAAUCCAGCAAUUCGAGAUCGACACUGGUAUCAGCUCAUGGAGACCAUAGGCGUUCCGUUUUCCAUAACUGAAGAUACAACUUUAGCUAAUCUGCUGGCACUGAAUCUGCAUAAUGUGGAAGAUGAUGUCCGAAACAUUGUUGACAAAGCAGGAAAAGAACUUGGAAUUGAGAAGAUUCUGAUAGAAAUUAGUCAAACAUGGGCUGCAAUGGAGUUUUCUUAUGAACAACAUUUCAGGACCAAUAUUUCCUUGCUGAAAAUAGACGAACAGCUUUUUGAGACUUUAGAUAAUAAUCAAAUUCAGUUGCAAACAGUUCUGCAAAGUAAAUAUGUUGAAUAUUUCAUUGAACAAGUAUUAACUUGGCAAAAAAAGCUGAAUAUGGCAGACUCUGUCAUUUAUAUAUGGAUGGAAGUUCAGCAUACAUGGUCUCAUCUCGAAAGCAUUUUCAUUGGUUCAAAUGACAUCAGAGAACAGCUUCCUGAAGAUUCAAAGAGAUUUGAUUGCAUUGAUAUGGAUUUUAAGGAAUUAAUGAAUGAUUCAACAAAUACCAGAAAUGUAUUGGAAGCAGCAACCAAGCCUAAUAUGCAUGAAAAACUUCAAGAUUUGCAGCAUAGACUCUCACUUUGUGAAAACGCUCUUGCUGAAUACUUGGAGACCAAACGUUUAGCUUUUCCCCGGUUCUAUUUUGUUUCAUCUGCUGAUCUGCUAGAUAUUCUUUCAAAAGGAGCACAACCUAAACAGGUGACUUGCCAUCUUAUUAAACUUUUUGACAAUACUGCUGAUCUUAAAUUUCAAGACAAUGAAGAUGAACACAGCAAUAUUGUAUUAGGGAUGUAUAGCAAAGAAAAGGAAUAUGUCCCGUUCAAUGAACAACUUGAAUGUAGUGGUCAGGUAGAAACCUGGUUAAAAUGCCUGGAAGAUACCAUGCACGAAUCAGUACGUUAUCACAUCAUAGAAGCUAUUUCUGUUUAUGAGGAAAAACCAAGAGAACAGUGGAUCAUUGAUUAUCCUGCACAAGUAGCACUUACUGGUUCUCAAAUCUGGUGGACUACAGAUGUGGGAAUAGCAUUCAGCAGGCUUGAAGAAGGAUUUGAAACUGCUUUGAAAGAUUAUCAUAAGAAACAGGUUACUCAGCUAAAUGCUCUUAUUGCCCUACUACUGGGUGACCUGACACCAAGUGACAGACAGAAGAUUAUGACUAUUUGUACAGUAGAUGUACAUGCUAGGGAUGUGGUGGCAAAGCUUCUAUCUCAGAAGGUUGCUAGUUCCCAAGCUUUCCCUUGGCUUUCGCAACUACGCCAUAGAUGGGAUUGGACCCUAAAACACUGCUUUGUCAACAUUUGUGAUGCUCAGUUUCAAUAUUAUUAUGAGUAUUUGGGAAAUACUCCUCGGCUAGUUAUUACACCUUUGACUGACAGGUGUUACAUUACUCUUACUCAAUCUCUACACCUAACCAUGAGUGGGGCUCCUGCAGGUCCUGCUGGGACAGGCAAAACAGAAACCACAAAGGAUCUUGGACAUGCACUUGGAAUGAUGGUGUAUGUUUUCAACUGUUCUGAACAGAUGGAUUACAAGUCUAUAGGAAAUAUCUAUAAAGGUUUGGUUCAAACAGGCGCUUGGGGGUGCUUUGAUGAAUUCAACCGAAUUUCAGUAGAAGUUCUUUCAGUGGUGGCAGUGCAAGUAAAAACUAUCCAUGAUGCCAUCAGACAUAACAAAAAACAAUUCGUUUUCCUUGGAGAAAACAUCACAUUGAAAGCAUCAGUGGGAAUAUUUAUUACUAUGAAUCCAGGCUAUGCUGGCCGAACAGAAUUACCUGAAAAUCUUAAAGCUCUAUUCAGACCCUGUGCAAUGGUGGUCCCUGACAUUGAACUAAUCUGUGAAAUAAUGCUGGUUGCUGAAGGGUUUAUUGAUGCACGGUUCUUAGCCAGAAAGUUUGUUACCCUGUAUACUCUUUGUAAAGAGCUUGUCUCCAAGCAGGAUCAUUAUGAUUGGGGUCUUCGGGCUAUUAAAUCUGUCUUGGUAGUUGCUGGGUCUCUGAAGCGAGGAGAUAAGACUAGACCUGAAGACCAGAUACUUAUGCGAGCCUUGAGGGACUUCAAUUUGCCUAGGAUAGUGACAGAUGAUAUCCCCAUUUUCAUGGGCUUAAUUAGUGACCUCUUUCCAGCUCUGGAUGUUCCAAGGAAAAGGGACUUGCAAUUUGAACAGAUGGUUAAACAAUCUACCCUGGAGCUUCACUUACAGCCUGAGGAGACCUUCAUUCUGAAAGUUGUUCAGCUCGAGGAAUUGCUGGCAGUGCGUCAUUCUGUCUUUGUAGUGGGAAAUGCAGGAACAGGAAAAAGCAAGAUUCUGAAAACCCUGAAUAAGACUUAUAUGAUCAUGAAGCAGAAGCCUGUUUGGAAUGAUUUGAACCCUAAGGCUGUGACUACUGAUGAGCUCUUUGGGUUCAUACAUCAUGCUACAAGAGAAUGGAAAGAUGGCAAGUGUAUUUACACACAUUUCUCAGGACUCUUUUCCUCUCUUUUGAGAGAACAAGCAAAUAUGAGCCAUAAUUGGCCAAAAUGGAUUGUCUUAGAUGGAGAUAUAGAUCCUAUGUGGAUUGAAUCGCUCAAUACUGUUAUGGAUGAUAACAAGGUGCUGACACUUGCCAGCAAUGAACGGAUUCCUUUGACACCAUCAAUGAGACUGCUAUUUGAGAUACACCAUUUGAAAACAGCCACCCCUGCUACAGUGUCAAGAGCAGGAAUUUUGUAUGUGAAUCCACAGGAUCUUGGUUGGAAUCCAUAUGUUGCAAGCUGGAUAGAAUCAAGGACAGAUCAAUCUGAAAAAGCAAAUUUGACUAUUCUCUUUGAUAAAUAUGUUCCUCCAUGUUUGGAUCAACUCAGAACAAACUUUAAAACUAUAAUUCCAAUAUCUGAGAAUAGCAUUGUGCAGACUCUUUGUACUCUCCUUGACUGUUUAUUGACCUCUGAAAAUAUGUCCCCUGAUGGACCUAGAGACCUAUAUGAAACAUAUUUUGCCUUCGCCUGUGUGUGGGCAUUUGGUGGGGCUCUAUUUCAAGACCAGCUUUACAGUUACCGAGCUGAAUUUAGCCAAUGGUGGCUUAAAGAGAUGAAAUUUGUGAAGUUUCCUUCUCAUGGUACAAUAUUUGACUAUUAUCUUGACCCCAAAACUAAGAAAUUUUUCUCUUGGAAUGAUAAAAUUAGCAGUUUUGUCAUGGAUCCAGAAACACCCUUUCAGGCAGAGCUUGUUCACACAUCUGAAACCACAUGUCUUAAAUAUUUUGUGGAACUGCUAUUGGAAAAAAGCAAGCCAGUGAUGCUGGUUGGAAAUGCUGGGGUAGGCAAAACAUUGCUUAUUGGGAAAUGCCUGGCCACCCUUUCAAAAGAUUUUCUGGUCUCAAAAGUUCCAUUCAACUAUUACACCAGUUCAGCAACAUUACAAAGAAUUCUUGAAAAACCCUUAGAGAAAAAAGCUGGUCGUAACUAUGGUCCUGUGGGAAACAAAAAAUUAAUUUAUUUUAUUGAUGACCUGAACAUGCCAGAAGUGGACAUUUAUGGGACAGUUCAGCCUCAUACACUAAUUCGGCAGCACAUAGAUUAUAGACAUUGGUAUGAUAGGCAGACAUUAACUGUGAAAGAAAUUAAUCACUGUCAGUAUGUUGCCUGCAUGAACCCCACUGUUGGCAGUUUUACCAUCAACCCACGACUUCAAAGACAUUUUGCUGUGUUUGCUAUGAAUUUUCCCUCUGCUGAUGCUCUGAGCACCAUCUAUGGCAAGAUUCUUGAUUUCCAUUUUCAGCUGUAUAAUUUUAACUCAUCUAUAUUAAAUCAUGGACCUUCCUUGAUUCAAGCUGCAAUAUGGCUUCACCAGACAAUGGUUCAGAGCUUUCUCCCCACAGCUAUUAAAUUCCAUUACAUUUUCAACCUCCGAGAUCUCUCUAACAUCUUCCAGGGGAUUCGGUUUGCUAAACUGGAGUGUCUGAAGCAUCCACAUGAUCUUGUUCGUUUGUGGCUUCAUGAGUCUUCACGUGUUUAUGGAGAUAAAUUGAUAGAAGAAAAAGAUUGCAAUUUGUUUUAUAAAAAGUUGAUAGAUACUGCACAUAAAUAUUUUGAGGAUGUGGAAGAUCAUAUUCUUCUUCAAAAACCUCUUAUUUACUGUCAUUUUGCAAAUGGUGUGGCAGACCAUAACUAUAUGCCUGUCAAAGACUGGGAAAUGCUGAGGAAGAUACUCCUUGAAGCUCUAGAAAACUACAAUGAAAUAAAUGCAUCAAUGAACUUAGUUUUAUUUGAGGAUGCUAUUCAGCAUGUAUGUCGUAUUAACAGAAUCUUGGAGUCCUCUUGUGGUUAUGCACUUUUGAUUGGAGUGGGUGGCAGCGGAAAACAAAGUUUAUCAAGACUAGCUGCCUACCUUGGCUCUCUUGAAGUAUUUCAAAUUACACUGAGAAAAGACUACACAAUAGAGGAUCUCAAGGUAGAUCUUGCCAGUUUGUAUAUCAAGACAGGUGCCAAGAACAUUCCCACUGUGUUUUUGCUGACAGAUGCUCAAGUUCCAGAUGAACACUUUCUUGUGCUGAUUAAUGACUUGUUGGCAUCAGGAGAAAUUCCAGAUCUGUUCACUGAUGAAGAUAGAGAUAGCAUUAUUGCAGGAAUGAAGAGUGAAAUACAUGAACUUGGUCUUACUGACACUAGAGAAAACUGUUGGAACUUCUUUUUAGAUAAAGUACGACUGCAACUCAAAAUCAUUUUGUGUUUCUCUCCUGUCGGUUCCACAUUGCGAGUUAGAGCUCGGAAGUUCCCAGCCAUAGUUAACUGCACAGCUAUUGACUGGUUUCAUGAGUGGCCGCAGGAGGCCCUGGAAUCCGUCAGCAGGAGGUUCAUUGAGGAGAUGCCUGGGAUUAAGGUAGAAGACUUAAAAUACAAACUUGCUUCUCAAGAAGCAGAGCUGCAACUGAGAAAUCAAGAUACUGAGGCUCUGAUUACUAAGAUAGGGCUUCAGACUGAGAAAGUGAGCAAGGAAAAGGCCAUUGCUGAUGCAGAGGAGCAAAAGGUGGUUGCAAUUCAAGUGGAAGUAUCUAGGAGACAGAAGGAAUGUGAAGAUGAUUUAAUGAAAGCUGAACCUGCUCUGGUAGCUGCUUCUGCAGCUUUAAAUACCCUUAAUAAGGUGAACCUUUCUGAACUGAAAGCUUUCCCUAAUCCACCAGAUGCGGUGACCAAUGUCACAGCUGCAGUCAUGGUCCUUUUGGCAAAUAAAGGAAAAGUACCAAAAGAUCGAACGUGGAAGGCUGCUAAACUUUUCAUGGGAAAGGUUGAUGAAUUCUUGCAAGCCUUAAUUAACUACGAUAAAGAACAUAUCCCAGAGAAUUGUUUGAAAGUGUUGAAGGAACAUUAUUUGAAAGAUUCAGAAUUCAGUCCAAAUCUCGUUCGUAACAAAUCAUUUGCAGCGGCUGGUCUUUGUGCCUGGGUUAUCAACAUAGUAAAAUUCUAUGAGGUAUAUUGCGAUGUGGAGCCCAAACGUCAAGCAUUGACCCAAGCAAAUGCUGAACUUGCAGCAGCCACUGAAAAGCUGGAAGCCAUCAGAAAAAAACUUGCUGAACUGGACCACAAUCUAUGUAAGCUCACAUCAUCAUUUGAAAAAGCAACAGCAGAAAAAGUCAGAUGCCAAGAAGAAGUUAGCCAAACCAAUAAGACUAUAGAGCUAGCCAACAGACUUGUUAAAGGACUUCAGUCUGAAAAUAUUCGUUGGAACCACUCAAUUAAAGCCUUUGAAGAACAAGAAAUAACUGCAUGCGGUGAUGUUUUGUUAACAGCUGCUUUUGUUUCUUAUGUUGGUCCCUUUACUAAACUUUAUCGUCAAGAGCUAGUAGAACAUAUGUGGCUUCCAUUUCUGAAAUUGCAAAAAAUUCCUAUUCCAACAAGUACAGAGUUAGAUCUGGUUGCCAUGUUGACUGAUGAUGCAAUGAUAGCAACAUGGAAUAAUGAAGGAUUACCCAGCGAUAAUAUGUCAAUAGAAAAUGCUGCUAUUCUAACAAACUGUGAACGCUGGCCACUUCUCAUAGAUCCUCAGCUACAAGCGAUUAAAUGGAUAAAGAAUAAAUAUGGAAGUGAUCUUAAAAUCAUGACUCUAGGAGAGAAGGGAUUUUUGAAAACUAUUGAAAGAACUUUGGCUUGUGGAGAUGUUGUCCUGAUUGAAAACUUGGAUGAGAAAAUAGACCCUGUGCUUGAUCCUUUGCUUGGAAGAAAUACCAUUAAAAAGGGAAAGUAUAUCAAAAUUGAAGACAGAGAAUGUGAAUUCAACAAGAAUUUCCGUCUCAUUCUUCACACUAAGCUGGCCAACCCCCACUAUAAACCAGAGUUGCAGGCUCAGACCACUUUAAUUAAUUUCACAGUCACAAAGGAUGGAUUGGAAGACCAGUUGUUGGCUGAGGUUGUUAGUACUGAACGACCAGAGUUGGAGACAGUGAAGUCUCUUCUGACCAAACAACAGAAUGAUUUCAAAAUUCAACUGAAGGUCUUAGAAGAUGAUCUACUUUUUCGCCUUUCUGCUGCUGAAGGCAGCUUCUUGGGAGAUACUGAACUUGUGGAAAAACUUGAAACCACAAAAUUAAUGGCGGCAGAGAUAGAAUUCAAGGCUGCAGAAGCCAGAGAAAAUGAAGUUAAUAUUAAUGAAGCCAGAGAGCAUUACAGACCAGCAGCUGCAAGAGCUUCUCUUCUUUAUUUUGUCAUUCAGGAUCUAAGCAAAAUCAAUCCCAUCUAUCAGUUUUCACUGAAGGCUUUCAACAAUGUAUUUCAUAAAGCUAUUGGGCGAGCUGAAGCAUCAGAUGAUAUCCAGGAACGCAUCUCCAACUUGACAGAAGCCAUAACGUAUUUCACCUACAUUUAUAUCAGCCAGGGACUUUUUGAGAGGGACAAACUUAUUUUUCUUGGCCAGGCAAUAUUUCAGAUUUUGUUGAGGAAUAAAGAGAUUGAACCUACCAUGCUGAAUUUCUUGCUACGAUUAAAAGUUGAACAUACCUAUAAAACUCCAGUUGACUUUUUAACAACUCAACCAUGGAGUGCUAUUAAGGCUAUUGCUUUAGUGGAUGAAUUCCGAGGAUUAGAUAAAGACAUUGAAGGUUCUGCCAAGAGAUGGAAAAAAUGGGUGGAAUCAGAAUGUCCAGAAAAAGAAAAACUACCCCAGGAAUGGAAAAAUAAAACUUCUUUUGAGAGACUUAUUAUACUACGAGCAUUGCGCCCAGAUCGGAUAAUUUAUGCUCUAAGAGAUUUUGUAGAAGAAAAGCUAGGUUCGAAGUAUGUGGAAGGCACAAGAAUAGACUUGGCCAAGUCCUAUGAAGAAAGCAGUCCAGCUACUCCCGUGUUUUUUAUUCUUUCCCCUGGGGUGGACCCUCUGAAAGACAUGGAAACACUUGGCAAGAAACUUGGCUUCACAAUUGACUGUGGGAAACUUCAUAAUAUCUCUUUAGGACAAGGGCAAGAGAUUGUGGCAGAGAAGGCAAUAGAAAAAGCUGCCAAACAUGGACACUGGGUUAUUCUCCAGAAUAUACAUCUUGUUGUGAAAUGGCUGGGCACCUUGGAGAUACUUGUGGAUAAAUACAGCAAAGGAAGUCACUGUGACUAUCGUCUUUUUAUCAGUGCUGAGCCUGCUCCAACUCCUGAAGAGCAUGUUAUACCUCAAGGAAUUUUAGAAAACUCUAUUAAAAUUAUUAAUGAACCUCCUAUAGGAAUGUUGGCUAACCUUCAUGCUGCUCUCUACAAUUUUGACCAGGAUACACUUGAGUUGUGUACACGAGAACAGGAGUUCAAAACUAUUUUCUUUUCUCUGUGCUAUUUUCAUACCUGUGUUGCUGGGAGAGUAAAAUUUGGACCUCAAGGAUGGAAUCGAAGAUACCCUUUUAAUAUGGGAGACCUCACCAUCUGUGUUAAUGUGCUCUACAAUUAUUUAGAGGCAAACACUAAAGUUCCAUGGGAAGAUUUGUGUUAUCUCUUUGGUGAGAUUAUGUAUGGUGGACACAUCACUGAUAACUGGGAUCGCAGACUGUGCCAUACAUAUUUGGAAGAAUUUAUGAAACCUUCACUGCUUGAGGGAGAUUUUACUUUGGCUCCUGGUUUUCCAUCUCCUCCCAAUCUGGAUUAUAUUGGCUACCACAAGUAUAUUGAUGAAAUGUUGCCCACUGAAAGUCCUACAUUGUAUGGUCUCCAUCCUAAUGCUGAGAUAGAUUUCUUAACAGUUCUGUCUGAUAACCUAUUCAAAACUCUGCUGGAAAUGCAACCUAGAAAUCUGCUUGCUGGAGAAAUUAUAGGACAGUCAUUAGAAGAAAAGGUGAAAAAUGUACUGGAUGAAAUUUUGGAAAAGCUGCCAGAAGAAUUUAAUUUAGCUGAGAUAAUGCAAAAGUCUGCUGUACGAAGCCCAUAUAUUCUUGUGUGUUUUCAAGAAUGUGAGAGAAUGAAUAUUCUCAUUAGAGAGAUACGGCGAUCAAUAAAACAAUUAGACCUUGGAUUAAAAGGUGAACUAACGUUUUCGUCUAGUAUGGAAACUUUACAAUCAUCACUGUUCUACGACCAGGUACCAGAUGCAUGGUCCAGUCUGGCUUACCCAUCUACAUACAGUCUUGCACAAUGGUUUAAUGGAAUUCUUUUGCGUUGCCGAGAACUUGAUACCUGGACACAAGAUCUUGUACUUCCUUCAGUAGUGUGGCUUUCGGGUUUCUUUAAUCCUCAAUCUUUUUUGACUGCCAUUAUGCAAACUACAGCACGGAAAAACAAUUGGUCUCUGGAUAAGAUGUGUUUGACUACUGAUGUUACCAAAAAGAGUAGAGAAGAUUAUGGUCAUCCACCAAGAGAAGGUGCAUAUAUUUUUGGACUUUACAUGGAAGGAGCAAGGUGGGACAUCCAAGCAGGAGUUGUAGCUGAAGCUCGUUUGAAGGACCUGACUCCAAUGCUACCAGUCAUCUUUGCCAGAGCAAUUCCAAUAGAGAGGCAAGAAACCAAGCACAUUUACAAAUGCCCGGUUUAUAAAACUAAACUUAGAGGGCCCACAUACACAUGGACUUUUAACUUAAAAACUAAAGAAAAGCCAUCCAAGUGGGUGCUUGCAGGGGUAGCCUUGCUCUUGGAAGUUUAG